UCUCGCCCCCGGCUGCGCGGAUCUGUCUGGGGCCUGCGGGCGGGAACGAAACCAGCAGGACGCGGAGGGCGCAGCACGGGGGCGGGGGAUGGGGAAGCUCUGGCCCUCGGAGCCGUCUCCCGGGCGCGUUUCCUUGCGGAGUGGGGCGGAAGGCCACGGCCUCCGGAACUGGUCCUCAAAAGCCGGGGCGAACGGCCGCGACGGCGCGGGAUCCUAGCUGCAGCCUCCCCUCCGCCACCUCCCUCUCCCGCCCCGCGCUCCCUCUCCGCCCAUCGCGCUCCAGCCGCUCGGUCGCAGCCCGCGCAGUCCUCCGCCCCGCGGGGCCGCCGUGCUCGCUCCACGCCCAGCCAUGGGGGACCUGCCGGGUGUCGUGCGCCUCUCCAUUGCGCUGCGCAUCCAGCCCAACGACGGCCCGGUCUUCUUCAAGGUGGACGGUCAGCGCUUCGGCCAGAACCGCACCAUCAAGCUGCUCACCGGCUCCUCCUACAAGGUGGAGGUGAAGAUUAAGCCCACCACGCUGCAAGUCGAGAACAUUUCCAUUGGUGGUGUGGUUGUCCCACUGGAGCUGAAGUCUAAAGAGCCUGAUGGGGACAGAAUUGUUUAUACGGGCACAUAUGACACAGAAGGUGUGGCCCCAACCAAGAGUGGAGAGCGACAACCCAUCCAGAUCACAAUGCCGUUCACGGACAUUGGGACCUUCGAGACGGUGUGGCAAGUCAAGUUCUACAAUUACCACAAGCGAGAUCACUGCCAAUGGGGAAGCCCCUUCUCUGUCAUUGAGUAUGAAUGCAAGCCCAAUGAGACACGCAGCCUCAUGUGGGUGAACAAGGAGUCCUUCCUCUGAAGAUGGCUCUUUCUGAUGUUGCUGGACAAUCUCUUCAACAAUCUACUUUCAGAUAACCCAGCACAAGCCUUCGCCAAGGCACAUGACACCAUUGCUGUUUCCCUUCGGGUGCUGAUGACCUACUGGCCCCGAUUACUUUGAAAGUGUAAUUCCCUUCUGAUGCCAUGUCCCUGACAUAAGAGAUUGUGGUGUACCAUCCCCGAGAAGAUCCCUUGCUGUGUUCUGUGUUGGUGUUCCUGCAUCCAGUUGUUCCUGGUCAUGCCGUUGACCGCUUGAGAGGAGCUCAGUGGAAUUGGCAGACGUAUCCCAUUCCUCAUAAUUCCACUGAAUGACUGUGGUGUUUUGUUUCCACAUUGAGUGAUUCCCCUCCCCACUUUUUUUUCUAUUAAAUGCUAAAUAAAAAAUGUAACAACGUG
This is a messenger RNA of Mustela erminea (ermine), 1260 nucleotides long. It is a transcript of the gene CNRIP1, whose product is annotated as cannabinoid receptor interacting protein 1. Bases 350 to 844 code for a protein of 164 amino acids. Gene Ontology annotation, cellular component: plasma membrane. Gene Ontology annotation, molecular function: type 1 cannabinoid receptor binding. The transcript is spliced from 3 exons. NCBI's taxonomy places the organism in Eukaryota, Metazoa, Chordata, Mammalia, Carnivora, Mustelidae. The record is from RefSeq and is a predicted model, not a curated record. Gene Ontology annotation, biological process: negative regulation of signaling receptor activity.